GUUAGACAUCAGUCUUUACAGACGCUCUCUGUGUAUCUUUGGAUCAGCGGUUCUGGAAGUUUGGCUGUUUAAAGAGCUCCGGGGACUUUCACCGCCGCUCGGUGAGCUGCUGCUGCUGCUGCUGCUGCUGAAGCGGAGCUGACUGACGCCCCUCCUGCCCGCCUGCCUGCCUGCCUGCCCCGGUCGGGUAAAAGGCGCAUGUGUGUUGUUCCUGUGAUGUGAGUUGAGCCGCAUCCAGACGCACUGGCCGCCGCUGGCUGAUGCCCCCCCCUCCACCACCCUUUUCUCCUCCUCAUCUUUGGUGGUGUUGUGCGCAAAAUCUCCAGCGCCGGACGGACGGACGCAGUUUUGACGUUUAUAACCGAAACAAAAUGAGGAUUUCUUCUCGCGAUUGGAUUCUGUUGAUGUUCUCUGGCUUUUGGGGGCUGACUAUGGGUGCUUUCCCGAGCAGCGUUCAGAUCGGCGGUCUGUUCAUCAGAAACACUGAUCAGGAGUACACUGCCUUUCGGUUGGCAAUCUUCCUGCACAACACCAGCCCGAACGCCUCGGAAGCCCCGUUCAACCUGGUGCCCCAUGUGGACAACAUCGAGACGGCCAACAGCUUCGCGGUCACCAACGCCUUUUGCUCCCAGUACUCCCGCGGUGUCUUCGCCAUCUUCGGCCUGUACGACAAGCGCUCGGUCCACACGUUGACGUCCUUCUGCAGCGCCCUGCACAUCUCCCUCAUCACGCCCAGCUUCCCCACCGAGGGCGAGAGCCAGUUCACCCUGCAGCUCCGGCCGUCCAUCCGAGGGGCCCUGCUCUCCCUCCUCGACCACUACGACUGGAAAAAGUUUGUCUUCUUGUACGACACCGACCGAGGAUAUGCCAUCCUGCAGGCCAUCAUGGAGAAGGCGGGACAGAACAACUGGCAGGUCAGCGCCAUCUGCGUGGAGAACUUCAACGACGCCAGCUCCCGGCGACUGCUGGAGGACCUGGACCGGCGACAGGAGAAGAAGUUCGUCAUCGACCUGGAGGCCGAGAGGCUGCAGAACAUGUUGGAGCAGAUUGUCAGCGUCGGGAAACACGUCAAAGGCUACCAUUACAUCAUGGCCAACCUGGGUUUUAAGGACAUCAACCUGGAGCGCUUCAUGCACGGUGGAGCCAACGUCACAGGCUUCCAAGUGGUGGACUUCAGCAACCCCAUGGUCAUCAAACUGAUGCAGCGUUGGAAUAAGCUGGAUCAGAGGGAAUACCCCGGCUCAGACGCCCCACCCAAGUACACCUCAGCGCUGACGUACGAUGGGGUGAUGGUGAUGGCCGAGGCCUUCAGGAACCUCCGCAGGCAGAAGGUGGACAUUUCCAGACGGGGAAACGCCGGCGACUGCCUGGCUAACCCCGCCGCCCCGUGGAACCAAGGCAUCGACAUGGAGCGCACCCUCAAACAGGUCCGGCUGCAGGGAUUAACAGGUAAUGUCCAGUUUGACCACUAUGGCCGCAGGGUCAACUACACUAUGGACGUGUUUGAGCUGAAGAAUAACGGACCCAGACGGAUCGGCUACUGGAACGACGCAGACAAGCUGGUGCUGAUCCAGGACUCUCCGCUGCUUCCGAACGACACGUCCGGCAUAGAGAACCGCACCGUCGUAGUUACCACCAUCAUGGAGGGUCCCUACGUGAUGCUCAAGAAGAACUGGGAGAUGUACGAGGGCAACGACCAGUACGAGGGUUACUGCGUGGACCUGGCCUCGGAGAUCGCCAAACACAUCGGCAUCAAGUACAAGAUCUCCAUCGUCCCGGACGGAAAGUACGGCGCCAGGGACCCAGAGACGAAGAUCUGGAACGGCAUGGUCGGGGAGCUGGUGUACGGGAAAGCGGAAAUCGCUGUGGCCCCUUUGACUAUCACGUUGGUCCGGGAGGAGGUGAUCGAUUUCUCCAAACCCUUCAUGUCGCUGGGUAUUUCCAUCAUGAUCAAGAAGCCCCAAAAGUCUAAACCGGGGGUGUUCUCCUUCCUGGACCCGUUGGCCUAUGAGAUCUGGAUGUGCAUCGUGUUUGCCUAUAUCGGCGUGAGCGUGGUGCUCUUCCUGGUCAGCCGCUUCAGCCCGUACGAAUGGCACACCGAGGAGCCCGAAGAGGGCACCGACGGUCCGCCUAGCGACCAGCCCCCCAAUGAGUUUGGCAUCUUCAACUCUCUCUGGUUCUCCCUGGGCGCGUUCAUGCAGCAGGGCUGUGACAUCUCUCCAAGGUCGUUAUCGGGACGAAUCGUCGGAGGAGUGUGGUGGUUCUUCACGCUCAUCAUCAUCUCGUCCUACACGGCUAACCUGGCUGCCUUCCUCACUGUGGAGAGGAUGGUUUCUCCCAUUGAGAGCGCAGAGGAUCUGGCCAAGCAGACCGACAUCGCUUAUGGCACUCUGGACUCCGGCUCGACCAAAGAGUUCUUCAGGCGGUCCAAGAUCGCCGUCUAUGAGAAGAUGUGGGGGUACAUGAAGUCGGCCGAGCCCACAGUCUUCACCAAGACCACGGCCGAGGGGGUGGCACGUGUCCGCAAGUCCAAAGGGAAAUAUGCCUUCCUGUUGGAGUCAACUAUGAAUGAGUACACAGAGCAGCGCAAGCCCUGCGACACAAUGAAAGUGGGAGGCAACUUGGACUCCAAAGGCUACGGAGUAGCUACACCCAAGGGUUCACAGUUAAGAAGUGCAGUUAACCUGGCAGUGUUAAAACUCAAUGAGCAAGGCCUGUUGGACAAAUUGAAAAACAAGUGGUGGUACGACAAAGGAGAGUGUGGCAGCGGAGGCGGUGGCGAGAAGGACAAGUCGUCCCAGGCCCUCAGUCUGAGCAACGUGGCGGGGGUCUUCUACAUCCUCGUCGGGGGCCUGGGCCUGGCCAUGCUGGUGGCCCUCAUCGAAUUCUGCUACAAGUCGCGCAACGAGGCCAAGAGAAUGAAGCUAACAUUUACAGAAGCCAUGAGGAACAAGGCCCGCCUGUCCAUCACGGGCAGCGUUGGGGAGAACGGACGGGUUCUGACGCCCGACUGUCCCAAGGCCGUCCACGCCGGGCCUCCCAUCCGCCAGAGCUCCGGCCUAGCCCUGGUCUCCUCUGAGCUCCCGUGAAAACCAAAAACCUCUCAAGUGCCUUAUUCCAAUAAUUAUAAUAACGAAAUAAUAAUCACACCGCCCACCACCGGAAACCUAACCAUAAAGAAACAGGAUUGACGACACGGCCAAACAGGUCUCUUCCGGUGGGCGCCACAGGACAACAAAUCCCACCGAUGGAGGUCAGAGGAGGAGGAGGAGUCGUUAUUUGCUCUGCGACUUCUCUCAGAAAUCUGUGGAAACCAGAGGCAGAACAAUUGUUCUUUAUUUUAUUUUAUUAUUAUUUUUUUUUUUACUGUGCAGCCACACGGAAAGCAUUUAAUCAUGAAAGUCCACUGGAGACAUUUCCAGUGGCAGACGGAGAAGAAAAUGAAUAAUAUCAUAAUAUAUGAUAAAGAUGAAGACCAGAAAACUGUAAACUUGAAACUCAAAAACUGUGCUUUUCUUUCUUUCGUUUUUUUUUUUGUCUUUUUUCUUGGAUCGCUGUGAAUUUGGGGGUGGGGGGUUGGGGUAAAAAAAAACAAAAAAAAAAAACACAAUCAAGAUUGUUUUCAAACUGAACAGUAUUUGCUACACAGACAUGAGCAGCGUUCAAGAGACAACUAUCUCGCCGGAUAUCAACGCUGCAGCCUCGGCGCCGUGACGACGCGACGAAAAGAUAUUUGUAAAAACUAAAAAAUCUAUUGAUACUGAAUAUAUGAGCAAACAUAGAAAGCUGUGAACAUAAGUAAAUAUGUAUAUUCCGUGAAAAAAAAAGAAAAGAAAAAAAUCUAAUGAAAUAUUUAGCUGUACAUAGGGACAACUGUGCUUGCUUUUUAAACACAUGUACAUAGCAGAUAUUGUAGUGGACAGACAGACGGUUCUUUUUUGUAAAUCAUCUUUAAAGAUUUUAAUUCAUCGCAAUAAUGAAAAAAAAAAAGCGGUUGAUGGAAGGAGUGUUUAAAAAAAAAUGUGUGUAACUGUAUAAUAAUCAAACUCUUAAAUGUGAAGAGGGGUAUCGACUGCCCAGAUAUUCUGAUACCUGCUACGUACAGAAAUUAUUAAUAAAUAUAUUCAAUAACAGAUGAAUGUUAACUAGCUCCAUCCACCCACCCGCCCACGCCCUCGACCCUGAAACCACAACCCUCACUGUGCAGACGCAGAGGAGACCCAGAGAGCUGCUCACGAGUGGAGCUUUACGAAUCCAAGGUUCUGCCGUCAGAUUAGAACUAUUUUUUUCAUUCUUCGAUCUAUUUUUUGUACCGAGAGUUGAAAAAAAAAGAAGAAAAAAAAAAGAAAUCGUGUGUCUCCUGGUUUUAAACGUACUAGACCUUUUAGAGCAUCGUGUGUGGAGACAUGGAAACGACACAAAAAUUGAACCAGUGCCAUUUCUCUCACUGUAUGUUUAUUUAACGAGCGCUGUUUCCAGCUGAUGAAGACGCUGUUUGUGUGUCGAGCGAUGAUUUACAGCCCUUCCUUUGUUGAAUCACUGUGGAUCCUCCGGGGGAGGCUGGACACCCCGUAGCAGAAAUGUCCUCAUCUCCUCUGGAAGUGGAAGGACAAUCUGCAGUAAGGAAAAAAAUAUAUAUAUACUGUACAUAUAUAUAUAUAUAUUUAAAAAAAUGAGACGCCACAUAUUCCGCGUAUGCCAGCCCAGUGACGGUGUUGGUAAAAGGAUUUUGUUUUAUUCUCUUGCUCAUGGACGGGUGAGAAGCCUACAGCAGCAGAGAAACCAGCUGAAAUAGUUCAGGUCAUUCUUCUUCUUCUUCUUCUUCUUCUUCUUCUUCUUCUUCUUCUUGUCCUGCCAUCUGUCUUUAGAGCUGAAGUGUAAUAUGGCGUCUUAUUUUGGUUUCAAUUGUACAUCUUUAUUUUGAUCUUUUUUAAGUAAAAACAAAUUUCAAAUUUCAA
This is a messenger RNA of Mugil cephalus (flathead mullet), 4958 nucleotides long. RefSeq names its product glutamate receptor, ionotropic, AMPA 4b (gene gria4b). Gene Ontology annotation, cellular component: AMPA glutamate receptor complex; postsynaptic membrane; dendritic spine. Gene Ontology annotation, biological process: synaptic transmission, glutamatergic; monoatomic ion transport; modulation of chemical synaptic transmission. Lineage: Eukaryota; Metazoa; Chordata; Actinopteri; Mugiliformes; Mugilidae. The coding region runs from base 261 to 3089 and encodes 942 amino acids. Gene Ontology annotation, molecular function: AMPA glutamate receptor activity; transmitter-gated monoatomic ion channel activity involved in regulation of postsynaptic membrane potential. The record is from RefSeq and is a predicted model, not a curated record. The transcript has 17 exons.